Messenger RNA from Xyrichtys novacula (pearly razorfish), 9354 nucleotides. NCBI's taxonomy places the organism in Eukaryota, Metazoa, Chordata, Actinopteri, Labriformes, Labridae. The record is from the annotation of a GenBank genome assembly.
UCACCCGGAGAAAAAGGGGAAAAAGGGAAGUUCUACUUCGCAGUGCCCGCGAAAUUAAAGUCGUUUGUUUACGUUCAUGACAGCAGAAGAGAUUUAAACUAAAGUCUGUGUCCUGACACCUUUGUUAAUGAGAAGGUAGGUUGGGUUCUGUUUGUAUUUAAACAACGUAGCUCAUGGUUUAGAAGGAAAGAGCCUUAAACGGUGUCAUAUGAGUGAAUUUAAUUAUCAGCAGGUGUCCUGAUUAACUUCGUGGUCAAAACUGUGUUUGAAGUCCUCAAAUAAGUCACAUCCCAACGCUACACUUACUUAACGUUUGAAAAAAGUAAUGUAUAAUAGUCAGCACAGUUCUUGUUUUAAUAAUAAAAGGUAGUUUUACUUAUUUUAUUGGCUAUUUGAUGUUUGUUUUGAACAGGAUAUUCAUAUGACAAAGGUCCAUUGAAAUAUCAAACUCUGACUGUUACGUGUAGUGCUUUGUCGUUCGCAAACGAUUCUUUCAAAAGAACCGGAUCCUUUAAGUGAACGUACCGAACAGAAUGAAGAACGGAAGUGAGAAACAGCAUUGCCAGUCGAGCAGUCGGCAAAUGACGGACUGCAUGCACCGACACCUUAAUCACAUAGUGAACGAAACACGCAUUGAACUACACUCUCUGGAAUCAUGUUUGUCAGACUAAACUACCUUUGCAUACAAUAGGACACAACAUGUAACAAGUAGUGCAUUAAACCCACAGCAUCCUAUCUUUGCAACGGUUUGCAAGGGUAUGGUGUAUGUUCAGUGUGAAUUCUUCCAAACGUUAAGUGAACAAAUCACUCACUGACCCCAAUUUACAAAGCAGACCUGAUGAAUAGCAUACCAUAGGACAGUACACUUAAAACAUCAUGACUUAUAAACAAGUUCAUUUUUACAAACCUGUUUGCUAAAGCAACACAGCCAAACAUUCUUGUCUCCCAGUCCCAGAAACUGAAUCCUAAACCAUUCAGCUGUGUAUCAGUUCAGGAGGUCGGAGUCGCAGGCUUCUCCAGCCAAGCGCUACAUGACUCUGUGAUUUGGUGAACGAAUCUUUUGAACGAAUCUUUUUAGUAAACUGAUUCUAGUGAUUCAGCACAUUUAAAAUGCUGUGCCCAUCACUAAUUACUGUGUUUAUGUCUGUGUUCCAGGUGUUCACCAUGUUAAUAAGCCCGGAACAGGAGGCUCUGAUUGGUCGGGUGUUUGAAACCUACCUGACAGAGCAUCACCAUGACGACAUUCUCCAGCUUUUUGCAGACACUGAUGAAGAGACUCGGCAUCCUGUUAUUGUUAAUGCCAUGACACUGUUUGAGGCCAACAUGGAGGUGAGGCCCAUACUCCUCAAACCACCAGUGCAGUCAUGAAUGUAAUGGAGACAAUACCAUAAAAAAAACAGUGACAUCUUGAAAACAUUGAAGACAUUUUUUCUUUAUUAGACAGGGCAGCUGAAGAGAGACAGGAAAUGUGGGGGAAACAUGAAACACAGGGUUACAGCGGGACAUUUUUAUUUUUAUUUCCAGUAUGCUUUUGUUUUCAUGCCUGUUAAUGUGCCUUUUGCUGAACUUUUAUAAACUGUGAAAAUAUACAAACAGUACAUUUUCACUUAGUACAUGUUACAUCUACCAGAAUCUAAAACUCUGGAUAAAUCAAACAUGAACUCGAACCAUAAAUGUCAUUUUAUUUUUCAGUGACCUUACUGCUUCUCUCUUGUGUGUGUUUCUAGCUUGGGGACUAUUUCAAUGCAUAUCCCCACAGCGUACUGGCUAUAUUUGAUAAGGUGUUACACAAAACAGCCAUACAGAUAUCAGAGAAAGCCUCCCUGAAGCAGACGCUGAGACAUGCUCCUCACGCCCGCAUAACAGGUCAGACAUGAAACCUUCUCUGUGUAAACCCCUUUCUUUACAGUGGUAUAUUCUGUUGUCUUCUUUGUCUCAGAAUUUUACUGCAUUAGCUUUGAUUCUCUUUCAAGUGCAUGAUGUUGUAAAAAAAACAACAAGAACAAGUUAGAGCUUUAGACCUGAAAAAAGAACAUUUAAAUCACACUUUGAAGACCACCAAAAGAAGUCCUCUUGUUAUCAGUGUUAUAUCACAAAUGGUUUAACCUGUGUGUGUUGUAAAUAUGUGCCCAUGAUGGGCUGAACUAGUUGCAGAUGUUUGCAGCUUUUUUUUCACAGGUUGGCGGUAUUUGACAAUUUUGGUAGUCGUAUUGUUUGAAAAAGAUGGGAUUAAAAGUAAAGCUGUGAGGAUUUGGGGCUUGUAGGUGCAACAAAAAGUCCUGUGGCGCCCCCUGCAGUCUCUUUGUGUAUUUAUUGACUGUUUUCUGAUAUCAGGUCUGCCAGUGUGUCCAGAGCUUACUAGAGAUACCAUUCCCCGAUCCAGAGAUGUGGGACACUUCCUGUCUGUCACUGGCACGGUCAUACGCACCAGUGUUGCCAAGGUAACAGCAUGACAUGCUUAGCUUGCUGACAUUAAAUUGGAAAGUGCUCCUCUAACAUACAGAAAAUAGAUGUUCUGAGGCAACUAAUUACUUUGUUGAUUAAACAGGAAAUUAAAUGUCAAAUACGUUAGUCUAAAGAUAAGAAAACAUUCGUAACACAGUGGAAAUCGAGCAGAAUUUAGUUCACACACAGGAAUCACAACACCAUAGCCUGAAUUUAAUCCUGAUCUAGAUACAUGAAUCCAUGUAAACAUACGUAGUGGCUGGCAAGCCGUGGAUAACAACAUACCUGUGUCUCACCAGUGUGAGUCUCGAAUUCCCUUUUUUUUUUUUUUUAAUCAAAAGAAAAACUUUGUCUUUUUGUCGUCACUGUGGAAACAAAGUUUACGAGCAACCUCAUAUUUAAGUCAUACAUCUCCAUCUCUCACAGGUGCUGGAAUAUGAGCGAGACUACAUGUGCAACAAAUGUCGUCAUGUUUUCACAGUGCAGGCUGAUUUCGAUCAGCACUACACAUUUGUCCCACCUGUCUCCUGUCCUAACCCUGAUGCUUGUAACUCGUACAAAUUUGCCUGUCUGUCUGAUGGAUCUGAGCCUGGCGCCUGCAGAGACUACCAGGAGAUCAAGAUACAAGAGCAGGUAGGACAUCUGUAUGUGAUCCUCUGCUAACCAGUUACUUGAAUGUUUUAUUAUUGUUUUCCUCAGAUGAUAUAGAUUGUGCUCUCUCAGGUGCAGAGGCUGUCAGUGGGCAGUAUUCCUCGGUCGAUGGUGGUGGUUUUAGAAGAUGACUUGGUUGAUAUCUGUAAAUCAGGUGGGAACUGUUUGUACACAAUUACACUUGCUAAAUAAUAUCUAAACUGGACACUUACUAUAGCUCUCCUUAUUACCACUAGACUCCAGUUGUUUAAAAACAGGAAUUUGCUUGAAGAAUGAGCCUGUUUCCUCAGUUAGCUCGUUAUAACAACAUAUAUAAGGAUAUUUCUACAGUAAAACUCAACAGUAAAAAAUAUGAUACAAACAGAUAAGAUGAGCAGUACAGAAUAUCAAGCAGAGAAAAUGUUCAAAGUCAUCCUUAAUCCUUGAAGCUGUCAGUGAUGAGCCGUAUAAAUUCUGUGUUUGUAGGAGAUGAUGUGACUGUGUACGGCGUGAUGUGUCAGCGCUGGAAGCCGUUCUAUGAUGGCUCUCGAUGUGAUGUGGAGCUUGUGCUCAAAGCCAACAACAUAGAAGUGAACAACCAGCAAGCUGCUGCCGCUCUGCUCAUGAAGGAUGCCCAAAGGGAGUUUGACGACUUCUGGGAAAGCUACAAACAUGAUCCAAUAGCUGGUGUGUAAGAAUUUGUUUGUUAUCUUCAAAAAAAUCAAUUCUUGUUUUAUUAAAGUUUGAUCUAAGGUAUCAUUCACUCUCCUCUCUACAGGUAGGGACCAGAUCUUGUUGAGUCUAUGUCCUCAGGUAUUUGGCAUGUAUGUGGUUAAACUGGCUGUUGCCAUGGUGUUGGCUGGCGGAGUGCAGAGAAUAGAUUCUUCUGGAACCAAAAUCAGAGGUAUGUCUCUCAUUACUUGAGAGCUAUAAGGAGACUUCAAAAAAAUCACAGCCAGACUUUUACCCCUGCAGUUAACAAUGUACUGCACAGACAGUACAGAUAAAAUGGCUGGUUUUACGUAGAGUGCAGGUAAGCUCAGCUGAUUACAUCUUUGUUCUCUCUAGGGGAAUGUCACAUGUUGCUGGUUGGUGACCCAGGCACAGGGAAGUCUCAGUUUCUGAAAUAUUCAGCAAAGAUCAUACCUCGCUCUGUUCUUACAGCUGGGAUUGGAUCAACAAGUGCAGGUAGACUCUGUUCUGCAUCAGAUCUCGGUUUACAGGAGUUUCCUUUGAGAGAUCUUUCAUUAACCACGAGGUCACGAACACACCUUAUCAGUUGUGUGUAUUUCUGGAUUAACAGAGUAUUAAUGUGUUUUGCUUCAGGGCUCACAGUUGCAGCAGUGAGAGAUGGAGGGGAAUGGCAUCUGGAGGCAGGAGCUCUGGUUCUGUCAGACGGUGGUUUGUGCUGCAUUGAUGAGUUCAACAGUAUCAAGGAGCACGACCGUAUCAGCAUCCAUGAAGCCAUGGAGCAACAGUCUAUAAGUGUAGCUAAAGCUGGGUAAAUGAGACAUUUCUUAAAAUAAGAUCCUCAACAUAUAAACAUCCAGUAUUUCUUUUUCCUCUUGUUCUUGUUCUUCUUCUUCUUCUUCUUCUUCUUCUUCUUCUUCUCCUUGUUCUUCUUCUUCUUCUUUUUGUUGUUCUUCUUCUUGUUCCUCUUGUUCUUGUUCUUCUUCUCCUUGUUCUUGUUCUUGUUCCUCUUGUUCUUCUUCUUGUUCUUCCUCUUGUUCUCCUUCUUCUUCUUGUUCCCUCUUGUUCAUCUUCUUCUCCUUCUUCUUCUUGUUCUUGUUCCCUCUUGUUCAUCUUCUUCUCCUUCUUCUUCUUUAAUACCUUAUUUCUGGCAUUGCCGUCUAAAUGCUACAAGCUGCAUAAAAUUAAGACCCCUGAAUUUGUCAAAAUAAGACCCAUGUAUAAAUAUACCAGUAGACCUUUCAACUCCAAAAGGUUUUUUCUUUAUGUUAGUGUUGUGCAGAAUAUAACUUUGUUAGUUGCUGAGUGUGAGAUGGAUAUUAUUACUAAAAACUGUAUAAAACAUGGAUGGUGUCAGAUGAGAAAUGCUGACCCCUCCUGGCACACAGCUAAAACAUGCCUUCCUGACUUUCAGCUUCCCACUAGUUGUGCAAAUCUUUGCAUGACUCUUAGUCUUAAUAUCUUUGAAACAAGCUUGUAUCAAUAAUGAAAUGGAUUACUCAGACAAAAACUGUUUUUAUACCAGGGUGUUUGAUGUUACAUGUUUAAUCGUGCUGCAAAAAGGGUUCAUUUGGACUGUCAGUUUUUUGCACUCCCAUGUUGGUUAAAUUUCCCUACAGCUUUCCCUUGAUUAAAACACACAUUGUCUUUUCCCUGUGCCUUUUCCCUUACGUCUCCUCUCCUUUCCACAGUAUGGUGUGUAAGCUGAACACUCGCACCACCAUCCUUGCAGCUGCUAACCCUAAAGGUCAAUACGACCCCAACGAGCCGCUGUCUGUGAACGUAGCCCUGGCCAGCCCCCUGCUCAGUCGGUUUGACCUGGUUCUGGUUCUGCUGGACACAAAGAACUCAGAGUGGGACCGCAUCAUCUCUUCCUUUAUUCUGGAGGACAGAGGUAGAGUGUGAAUUACUGGGAAGAAAGAUUUUUGAAAGAAUUAUAUCUUAACAUUUUAUUUUAUUUUUUAAUCAUGAAAUAAAGAUAUUGACUGUUAUUAGAACAAGCACUAAACGUGCAAAGGAUGCAAGACAUUGAAUUUUUUCAAUUUAUUUUAGCCAGUAUCGUUGCAGACAUAUACACUCCCUUUUUUACUUGAAAGCUAAGUUUUUGCUGCAGUAGGAUAUAAUAGGAGUUGUGUCUUUCGAAUAUAAACACAGUUUAAACAUGCAGGAAAUAAAAAAACACUAAAUGCCAGACAGAAAAAUAUCUAGAUAAAAGUAUGAUGAACAAUCAUUUAUGAGGUGAUGUCUCCUUUGAAGGAGUUUUGGUCACAUGGCUGGUGAUGCGGAUAAAUCACAAAUUUGUCCACCGUCAGAAAUACAUGAUGAUGUGAAAGUUAAUUGUGUUGAUUGCUAAGCUUGCUCCACUCUUGUCUUGCCUUUGACUGAUUGAGUUGUUGUAUUUUAGAUAGAUGGAUAGAUCGAUAGAUAUUCUUUAUUGAUCCCAAACUGGGAAAUUCCCAUGUUACAGCAGCAAUAAAAACACAAAAUAAAAUUAAAUAUAAGAAGAACUAUGUACAAUAAAGGCCAUCAGAGUAUGCACAUAAUCAACUCAUUACCUAUUUUGUCGAAAAAUGCUCAUGUCUGCCAUUAAUUAACUUUCUAGGUGAUUAUAUUCUGAUACUGAUACCAUGCCUACAAUAUCCUGCAACCCUUCUACAUGUGUAGCAGUAAUAAGUUCUGUUUUUUAGUACUACACAGAAAAGUUCUUACACCAUGUGCAAAUGAUGUUUCAGCUGAACAACUAAAAAUGGAUUACAUGGAUCAAACAGUCUUGCUGUAAUAUAUGUAUUGAUAUGACUGAUGGAGCAGUAUUUCUCUUAAUUUUAGGUGUAAAUUUUUCUCUUCAGAGUUCCUGCAGGUCCUUCAAAAGUCAAAAUUAAAUAAUAAGAAAUGUCCAUGCUUCUGUGUUCUCUCUUAGGACUCCCUGCAGAGUCUUCAAGCGUUUGGUCUAUGGAGAAAAUGAAGGCUUACUUUACUGUGAUAAAACGUCUGCAGCCACAGCUAUCUGAGGACGCCAACAUUAUCCUGACACGAUACUACCAGCUGCAGAGACAAAGCGACGGUCGCAAUGCCGCCAGAACCACAAUCCGCAUGUUGGAGAGUCUUAGCAGACUGGCUGAAGGUGAGGUUAGAUACUUUGUUCAUUUCAGUGACUUCGUGGUCAGUUACCUCAAGUUGUCCUUUUUGUAUUUUAAUGUUCAACUUACUGAUAAUUUUGUUUGAACUCCAGCUCAUGCCAAGCUCAUGUACAGAGAGACAGUGACCAUAGAGGAUGCUGUCAUGGCCGUCUCUGUGAUGGAGUGCUCCAUGCAGGUAACGAAAAACUUCAAUCCACUGAUAAAAUUCAAAUAUUUGUUAUGUUGUUAUUGCAAAUGACAUUAAAUUAAUUCGAACCUGUCUGUCAAAAAGUCUGUUUUGUUUUUUGAAGCAUGUUUCAAAAUUGGCAUCUCUGACAGAGUUAAUAUGACACGUAAAGGAGUGGUAGAGAAAGCACUUUUUAAAACAGUCCAUUUACCAUGUCUGUCAGUAAAUAUGAUGAAUGUAAAUAAUUUGUUUUUUGAGGAGUAUAAUAUCAUUUAACUCGGUGGUCUAAGCUGUCACAAUUGGCUGAUAGCAGUGGUGCAUUUUGAUACACUCGUGGUUUAUAACAUUGACUCCUCCGACAUGUAUCUCCUGUCCUCAUUUUCCACCUGAGCUCUGAUGCAGUCUGUAACCACACUUCACUUCUUCUGUUUCAGGGAGGAGCACUGCUGGGAAACGUUAACGCUUUGCUCACCUCCUUCCCUGCUGAGCCUCGUGAGCAGUAUCACACUCAGUGUCAGACUUUACUGAAGGGACUUAAGCUGCCGGAACUGCUGCAGAAGGAGACCAACAGACUGGCCAGGUGAGUCAGUCACCUGUUGAGUUUUGGUUAAACUGCCUAUGUGGGAUUGUCCCCCACUGAUUGCUUUACAUAAGAUGUGUUUACAGUUUUGUUGUUUAGAAAUAAAAGGAUGAAAAUCAUGAAUGUGCAAAUCUAUAGUAAUAACUAUAGUUAGGAAAUGAAGUCAUCAAACUUGAUCUUACUGUCAUGCCGUUAACUAGCUUACAGUUUAGAUCAUGUUAUUUAAACAGGCUGAAAAUAUCAAACACCCUGAGAAAAGGAGCUUUCUUCUGUGUGCUUUCUUCAGGUUGAAGAGUGAUGAUUCAGAAGGGUCUCCACCUGCUGAUGAUCACCAGUCUCAGGCCAGAGACACAAACCCCACCCACAACACCCACCGCCAUAACAACACCAAAAACUCCAGGGAUGAUGUGACUGUAGAAGGAGGCCUGGAUUGGUUCCACUCAAUCAGUCAGUCAGUGUUACCUGAUGGCAUGGCCCCGCCCAUCAUUACAUCAACUCAAGCUGACGUGAAUUCAGAAAUAUCCACAGUCAGGAAAGAGCCAAACUGUCAAACUGAGAGGGAUGAAGUUUCACAUCAUUUUGCUUCUGCUUUAGAAGACGAAAACCCAACAAGCAAAAACAUCAAAGAAAGUAGAGCUACAGCUGGAGAGAAGAGGACAGAUAAUCCAGAGUCUUCAAGGUUUAUAUUCCAGAAAGUUUCGAAGAAUCUGAGAGAACGAAGACUUAAAGAGCUGAAUCAUCUUCAUCGGGAGCUGGACACAGAGAGAGGAGAAGGAGGGGAGGUGGAGUCUAAAAAUGCAACUAAGACAACUUCAAAAUCACGCAGGAGUGCCUCACUUUCACCAACCAACCCUGGGCGAACAAAAACCCCUGUUCAAGAUCAACAGAGAACCAGCACUGGUCCUGAGAAGGAAGAGAGGGGAGACAAGAGCAACACCAGUGCUGCCACGGAGGAGAGGAAGGCAGCUGAGGAGAAAUCAGGGGAAGAACUGCGCUCGAAAUUUUCAAGUUUUAUAUUCAAACCAAAGAAGAUGACACCUUUAACACACAAUAAGGACAUGAAUGUCAAAGGGGGAGUUCUGGAUGAGAAAAACCCAGAAAGAGGAGAUGUUCAUGUAGAUACAGAGAGCAGGACAGGUGAAGUGAUACCAAGGGGUCAGGAUCACAAAGAGAAUAAAAGGCAGGAUCUGAGUGUUUCUGAAGUGAGGGGAAAACAAAGAAGCUGUGAGAGGGAGGAGAGUUUUUGUUCAAGGGAACUGGACAAAAAAAAGUCGCCUCAAGGUGACGCCAAGUCCACAGUGGCCUCUUCAACUCUCGCUAAACUCUCCAGAUUCUCUUUCAGCAGCACAAAUGAGCCCACAAAUUCAGCCCAGACUGAAAAGGUCAAAAAUCAAGUAACUACAUCUCUAGGGGACAAAGUCAAACCUGUGAAUGUCGUAGACAAAAUAAAAGAUCUGUUAAAUUCAGGACAGAAACCAGAUACAGGAACAGAGUCACCAAAAGAAAGCACAUCUAGGUUUAAGACGUUAAGUGACAGCACUGUUGACUUGCAGAGCGCAGUCGGGGUGAAGAAAAGGAAGUGUUUCGAGCUGGGUCGUGGUCCAAAUAGUUCUUGUGCGUUCUCUCUGUUCAGUUCAGCAGAUGAGAGCAAUGAUGUCCUUGACACAGACUGGGACCUGGAAGUUUCAAAGAAAGCUAAAAUCUGA